AGCCGCUUCGGGCCCAAGUGCUCUGGAUAUCGGAUCGCCAUCUCAAGUCUCACGACCUACUGUUGCCUGGGAUCGGCGGCGCCGAUGCUGACCAUGCCGGGCCCCGGAGCGCUGGCGGAUGAGCGCCGCGGUGGGGGCGGCUUCGGCGCGCUCGCGGCGGGCAGCGGCGCCUCGCCGCCGGAGGGCGACUGCGUGGUGCCCGGGGUGGGCGCGGCGAGCGGCGGCCGCGGAGGCCGCCCGCGGCGGAGGCCCUCGCAGAGCACCGGCACCGACCGCUUCACGGGCGACCUGCUCCAGUCGUUGCUGCCCACCACGGAGGGCCUCACGCGGUUCCAGUCCAUGUCGUCGCUGCAGCCGAGCGGCGACCUGCCGGACUACGCCGGCGUCCGGUCCACGCACCUGCGCUAUCAAGACCUCCCGGUGCUGGGUGACGACGAGUUCCGCGUCGUGGAUCGAGACGCCCCUUUCGGUCAGUCGAGGGGGCGCUACGCCAUCAACACCGCGUACAGAGUCGGUAAGGGGCUGGACAGUUCUGGCGACGUGCACAGGUUGUACAGCGAAGACUUUUACCAUACCUUCUUGGACGCCAAGCUCCGUAUCCAGCUGCUCAUCUUCGCAUUUGCUUAUGUUGGUUGCUUCGUGUUAUUCGCUCUUGUGCACCUGGCGAUCGACGAUCGGUGUGGGCUUGAGCUGGAUGGAAACUUCUGGAAGGCGUAUCUACUGUCACUGGAGACAAUGGUGACCAUCGGCUAUGGCGUCCCCGACCCUUACAUGGAGGGAUGCUGGGAGGGAGCCGCCACCCUGACAAUUCAGAGCCUGCUGCAGCUCCUCAUCACAUCCUUCCUCAUCGGCGUCAUUUUCCAGCGCAUCGCCCGACCCCAGGCCCGCGCCGCCACAAUCCUCUUCAGCGACCACGCGGUGAUCAACCGGUACGACGGCGCGCACUACCUCGUCUUCCGCGUGUGCGAGCUCCGCGUGCAGCACGCGUUGAUCGAGCCUCACGUCCGUUGCUACUGCGCCUGUAGGACGGGCUCACGGCUGGACCGCCCUGGCCCGGCCGACGCGGCGGGACUGCCGCCCCGUGGGGACCUCGGCGGGCGCCAGUUGCGCACCGGCACCGAUCCUGACCAGGCCAGGCCCAGGCUGGGCCUGGCCAGCAUCGGAGCAGGCGUAGAGCUGGCGCCCUCCCAGGACUGGGAGUUCGUGCCGAUGCGGCUGGACCACCCCGACGACGAGUUGGGUGGGCCUCUCCUCCUGACGCUGCCCACCCGGGUCAUGCACCCAUCGACCGGUGGAGCCCCCUCGCGCCGCCCCAGGCCAGCGGGAACGCAGGGCUGCCGUGCCCGCGAGGCCGCCGCGCGGCUCCGCGGGGCCGGGCGGCUGCCCGUCCCGC
Messenger RNA from Prorocentrum cordatum, 1393 nucleotides. The record is from the annotation of a GenBank genome assembly. Lineage: Eukaryota; Dinophyceae; Prorocentrales; Prorocentraceae.